Molecule: messenger RNA, 483 nt
Organism: Lachancea lanzarotensis
Lineage: Eukaryota; Fungi; Ascomycota; Saccharomycetes; Saccharomycetales; Saccharomycetaceae
Gene: CSN9
Product: LALA0S03e03334g1_1
Exons: 1
Coding region: 1-483 (160 amino acids)
Source: RefSeq, a predicted model, not a curated record
AUGCGUGAAGGCCCUAUCGUCCAUGUGCUCGAGGAUGCUGGGACACUGAACUAUAAGCCAUUUUGGCUGGCCUCUAACGACAAACUCGAAGAGUCCAUCUUGGAAAUAUUCAGUUUUGGUAGAGUAAAAGAUGUGCCCGAGGAACUACGAUGCGAAUUUACAGAUCGUAUGUGGACAAAACUUAGGGUUUUAACAAUUUUGGAGUUGUUUUGCCGGUAUCGAACUAUAAGUUUUGCCGAAGUGCAAGUUGAAUGUGAAUUGGAAUCGGCGUUUGAAGUCGAACAACUUGCGAUGCGUGUGGGCAAAUGGGUUGAUUUUCAAAUAGAUCAAGUGAACAGAGAGAUACAGGUUUUGAGGUGCUACGAGGGACGAGACGUAUAUAAUGGUGAAAAACAGUUGCGGCUGGUCCGUGAUGUCGACACAAGGUUGACACUCCUGGAAGAUCUCACUGCUUGGAAAAAACGACUGGAAAAUGAAAUCUAA